UCAGCCAUUGGAAGGUUCCCAGUUCCCCUAAGGCUUGAGAACCUGAACUUUUGUUUUGUCCUACUGUUAAAAUGGAGUCUGAAGUUAAAAUGGCAGCACUUAGGACAAGGUGCUUUUGCCUGCUCCCUUCGCUCUAAGAGGAGGACAAGAAAGACAAGAGUGGGACAUCUCCAGGGAAGUUAAGAGUCGACUGUGCUUCAGUUUAAGGUUUUAACGUUGAAGAUCUCCACAUUGAAAGAUGGAGGCUGAAGGUGGCGAAGCACCACCUCCUGAGAGCGAAGAGGCUCCUCCUCCUUCUCCUCCUCCUCCAACUCCUCCGACGGAAGCUCCGCCUCCUCCCUCUGAGGACGACACUGCCCCGCCUCCUCCCGAGGAGCAGGCCCCGCCCUCCGAGGAGGGUGUGGCCCCACCCCCUCUGGAAGAGGACUCGCAGCCGGCUCCUGAAGGAGAGGCCCCGCCCACCCCGGACACAGACGCCACGCCCAUCUCUGUACAGGACGCAGGUCCUUCAGUGACUGACUACAGGAGUCUGAUUCCUUCAGACGAGGAGCUAACGACCGACGAUGCAGGGUCCAGCCAGAGCAGGGUCCGACCGAGGCUCGCCCCGAGGCCUGUGCAGUCAGUGCUGUCGGAUGGGCUUUCUCUUUCUCAGUCUUCCCGGCGCUCCUCCAAGUACCGCCGAAGUAUGAGUGGCAUUCCAAACCUCCAGGAGACCCUCAAAGAGAGACAGGCAAGAUUCAGAGAAGCAAGGGAAACCCGGAAAAUGAGAAUUGAUCCCUCAUACAAAUACAUAUUUGAAAUUCUAGCAGAGAGGCUUGGGCUGGACAUGGUAACCGUGGAAGAACUAAUUUUGGAUUGCCCAUCGCUGGAUCCAUUCAGCCGUUUUUUUGAGAAAGGCGGAUGUAAGACGCUGAAGUUUUUAUAUCAGGAAGGAGAGGCUCCAGGUCUUGAAUGUGGCCGAACAAUCACUGGCGUACCCAGAGGGUCAAAAAUGAUGAGAAUCUAUGUGGACAACGCGGCUCCAGAGAAGCUGAAAGGACUGUGCAUAUUUUUUGUUCGCUGCCGUAAUGAGGUUGCCAUCAACUCUAAGACCAUUUAUGAGGAUGUUCUAUUUACCGUCUUGGAUGCAUCAAAAGGCCUCCUGGAAGGGAUCAGGAAUAUGCUGCAACACAUAUUUCUACCGGCUAUUCUUGCAACCAACAACUGGGGCGCUUUAAACCAGUCCAAGCAGGGCGAAUCUGAGAAGCAUAUUUUCACAGAAACCAUCAAUAGAUAUCUUUCAUUUUUAGAUGGCGCUAGAAUAAGCAUUGAAGGCACAGUGAUGUUGAAGAAGGUAGACAAUAUCGACUUCUCCAAACUGCAAAACUUUGAAGAAGUCACAGCUGCGGCGAGCAACUCCGAGAUGGUGCAUCAGCUGGAAGAGGUGCUGAUGAUGUGGUACAAGCAGAUCGAGCAGGUCCUUAUUGAGAGUGAGCAGAUGAGAAAAGAAGCCGAUGAUUCGGGUCCACUCACUGAACUGGAGCAUUGGAAGCGUAUGUCAGCCAAGUUCAACUACAUCAUCGAGCAGAUUAAAGGGCCCAGCUGCAAGGCCGUCAUAAAUGUGCUAAACGUUGCACACUCCAAGCUGUUAAAGAACUGGCGUGAUUUGGAUGCCAGAAUCACCGACACAGCCAAUGAAUCCAAAGAUAACGUGCGGUAUUUGUACACCCUGGAGAAAGUAUGCCAGCCCCUCUAUAACUACGACCUGGUGUCCAUGGCACAUGGAAUACAGAACUUGAUUAAUGCCAUCAGGAUGAUUCACAGUGUGUCGAGGUACUAUAACACAUCAGAAAGGAUGACCUCUUUAUUCAUCAAGGUCACAAACCAGAUGGUGACAGCGUGCAAAGCGUAUAUCACUGAUGGGGGAACAAACCAUGUGUGGGACCAGGAGACCCCGGCCGUCCUCAAAAAGAUCCAGGACUGCAUUUUUCUCUUCAAGGAGUAUCAGACAUCCUUUCACAAGACAAGGAAGCAGAUUUUAGAGUCCUCAGGGGAGAAGUCUUUCGAGGUUUCAGAGAUGUAUAUAUUUGGGAAAUUUGAAGCCUUCUGUAAGAGGCUGGAGAAGAUUACAGAAAUGAUAACCAUUGUGCAGACGUACACAGCCCUGAGCAACUCUACGAUCGAAGGAAUAGAUAUCAUGGCGAUAAAAUUCAAAAACAUCUAUCAAGGGAUUAAGAAAAACCAGUAUGACAUCCUGGAUCCACGAAGAACAGAAUUUGACACAGAUUUCUCGGAUUUUAUGUCAAAAAUCAAUACUUUAGAGAUACAGAUACAGGCGUUUAUGAACAGUACCUUCGGAAAGAUCUUGUCUUCCCAGCAGGCGCUGCAGCUGCUUCAGAGGUUUCAGAAGCUGAACAUUCCCUGCCUUCAACUGGAAAUCAAUCACACAAUUGAGCGGAUUCUUCAGUGUUAUGUGGCUGAACUUGAAGCUACCAAGAAGCUUUAUCAUUCUCAGAAAGAUGACCCCCCUCUCGCUCGCAACAUGCCCCCCAUAUCAGGAAAAAUUCUUUGGGUGAGGCAGCUCUACCGCCGGAUAAAUGAGCCCAUCAACUAUUUCUUUAAAAACUCAGAAAUCUUGUCAAGAGCAGAGGGUAAAGCCGUCAUCCGCCAGUAUAACAAGAUCUCAUACGUGCUGGUGGAAUUCGAGGUGGUCUACCAAACAGCCUGGGUCAAAGAGAUUUCGCAGCUGCAGUACGCUUUGCAAGCCACGCUGUUUGUGCGACAUCCGGAAACGGGGAAGUUGCUGGUUAAUUUUGACCCUAAAAUUUUGGAAGUUGUGCGGGAAACAAAGUGCAUGAUAAAGAUGAAGCUGGAUGUUCCAGAACAAGCGAAGAGGCUGCUGAAACUGGAAAGCAAGCUGAAGGCAGACAAACUGUAUCUGCAGGGUCUCCUGCAAUAUUACGAUGAUUUAUGCCAGGAAGUGCCUUCUGUGUUUGUCAAUCUCAUGACCCCGAAAAUGAAAAAGGUGGAAUCUGUGCUGAGGCAGGGGCUCACCAUCCUAACAUGGUCAUCAUUGAUGCUGGAGAGUUUCUUCCAGGAAGUGGAGUCCGUCUUGGAUAUGUUCAACCAGCUUCUAAAGAAGAUCAAUGACCUGUGUGAAAUGCAUAUUGACACAGUUCUGAAGGAGAUAGCCAAGACAUUGCUGAUCUCCUUGUCGGACAGUGGGGCUACAAGAGUAGAAGAUAUGCUGACCCUCAACGAGACAUACACAAAAGAAUGGGCUGAUAUUCUAAACCACAAGAGCAGGCACGUGGAGGAAGCUGUGAAAGAGCUUAUAUCAAUAUUUGAGCAAAUCUAAGAAGUUAAAUACACCAGGAAACAAGUUAAGCCUGUGCCAGAGCAAAGGAAGCAUGUUGUUUUUGGAAGUGAGACAGAAGAGGGUGAUAGCCUUGACUAUGAGACUGAGGCAAAGGAAGUUGAAACCAAUGACAAAGAAGAUGAAUUUAAAAAGGAAUGUAAGGAGGUCUAUGCGUUCUUCUCUCAUCAGUUACUGGACAGUCUACAAAAAGCGACGCGCUUAUCUUUGGACACAAUGAAACGGAGAAUAUUUGUUGGAAGCCAAGGGCGGAAACGGUCAGAGGAUAUCAUAUCCUUUAUAAAAACCGAAGUGCACCUUGCAAUUCCUAAUGUGGUGAUGGUUCCUAGCCUGGAUGACAUUCAGCAAGCCAUCAACCGCAUGAUCCAGUUUACCCUGGAGGUCAGCCGAGGAGUGGCACACUGGGGCCAGCAGCAGGUCAGAAAAAACAAGUCCAGUCCCAACAGCACCUCUCGCACCGCCAACGACCAAAACCACCCAAGCACAGGGAAAUUGCUGAAGAAGGAAGAAAGGUCGUUUGAAGAAACCAUCCCUGCUAGGAAACUGAAGAACUUUUAUCCUGGGGUGGCGGAGCACAAAGACAUCUCCAAGCUGGUCCUCCUCCUGUCUUCCUCUGUGAAUUCUCUGCGGAAGGCGGCCAAUGAGGCCCUGCAGGACUUUCAUAAGUACAAGACUCUGUGGACCGAGGACCGGGAUGUGAAAGUCAAGGAGUUUUUAGCCAACAACCCGUCCCUGACUGAAAUCAGAUCGGAAAUUCUCCACUACGCCACGUUUGAACAGGAGAUUGACGAGCUGAAGCCCAUUAUCGUUGUGGGAGCCCUUGAACUGCACACGGAGCCAAUGAAGCUAGCCUUGUCAAUCGAGGCCAAGGCCUGGAAGAUGCUGCUCUGUCGCUAUCUGAACGAAGAAUAUAAAAAGAAGAUGUUCGACAUGAUAACAUUUAUCAACGAGUACUUGAAAAAGUUGUCCAGGCCCAUUCGCGACUUGGACGAUGUCAGAUUCGCCAUGGAAGCUCUGUCUUGCAUUCGGGACAAUGAAAUUCAAAUGGACAUGACUUUGGGGCCCAUUGAAGAAGCCUACGGCAUUUUAAACAGAUUUGAAGUUGAAGUCACCAAAGAGGAGUCCGAGGGCGUUGAUACCUUGAGAUACUCAUUCAACAAACUGCAGAGCAAAGCUGUGUCCGUGCAAGAUGAACUUGUUCAAGUGCAACCCAAGUUUAAAAGCAACCUGCUUGAGUCGGUGGAAGUUUUUCGUGAGGACGUUAACAACUUCACAGAAGCCUAUGAGACGGAAGGACCGAUGGUGCCAAAUAUUCCACCCCAAGAAGCUAGCAACAGGCUGCAGAUAUUCCAGGCCAAUUUUGAUGAUCUGUGGAGGAAAUUUGUUACAUACUCAUCUGGGGAACAACUUUUUGGAUUACCAGUGACUGACUAUGAGGUUUUACAUAAAAUCAGGAAAGAACUCAACUUGCUUCAGAAGCUGUAUGGCCUGUACGACACUGUCAUGGGCAGCAUCAGUGGUUACUAUGAGAUACUCUGGGGAGAUGUAGAUAUUGAAAAAAUCAAUGCAGAGCUUCAGGAAUUCCAGAACAGAUGUCGGAAACUUCCCAAAGGGCUGAAAGAUUGGCAGGCUUUCCUGGACCUCAAGAAAAGAAUCGACGACUUCAGCGAGUCGUGCCCUCUGCUGGAGAUGAUGACCAACAAAGCCAUGAAGCAGAGGCACUGGGACCGCAUCUCGGAGCUCACCGGCACCCCGUUCGACGUGGAAUCGGACUCGUUUUGUCUGAGGAAUAUCAUGGAAGCGCCGCUCCUUAAAAAUAAGGACGAUAUCGAGGAUAUCUGCAUCUCUGCCAUUAAGGAGAAGGAUAUUGAAGCCAAGCUGACGCAGGUGAUUGAGAACUGGACCAACCAAAACCUGAGUUUUGCUGCAUUUAAGGGGAAAGGCGAGCUCCUGCUCAAAGGGACCGAGUCUGGAGAAAUCAUCACUUUGAUGGAGGACAGCUUGAUGGUCUUAGGUUCCUUGCUGAGCAACAGAUAUAAUGCUCCGUUCAAAAAGAAUAUCCAGAACUGGGUGUUUAAAUUGUCCACGUCCUCAGACAUCAUCGAAGAGUGGCUGGUGGUGCAGAACCUGUGGGUCUACCUGGAAGCCGUCUUUGUGGGCGGGGACAUUGCCAAGCAGCUGCCACAGGAAGCCAAACGUUUCCAGAAUAUUGACAAGUCGUGGGUCAAAAUAAUGCAGCGAGCUCACGAGAACCCCAACGUGAUCAGCUGCUGCGUCGGGGAUGAGACCAUGGGGCAGCUUUUGCCCCACUUACACGAGCAGUUGGAGGUCUGUCAGAAGUCCCUCACCGGGUAUUUGGAGAAGAAGCGAUUGCUGUUUCCGAGAUUCUUCUUUGUCUCUGACCCGGUUCUGCUGGAAAUCCUCGGACAGGCCAGUGACUCCCACACCAUACAGCCGCAUCUCCCUGCAGUGUCUGACAACAUAAACGAGGUGACAUUUCAUUCCAAAGACUACGAUCGAAUGAUGGCUGUUAUAUCAAGAGAAGGAGAAAAAAUCAUGCUGGAUACUCCAGUUAUGGCCAAAGGUCCCGUAGAGAUUUGGCUUCUGGACUUGUUAAAAGUCCAGAUGUCGUCAUUGCAUAAUAUAAUCCGGUCUGCCUUCUAUCAAAUCAGCGAUUCGGGAUUUCUGCUGCUGCCUUUCCUCCACCACUUCCCGGCACAGGUUGGGCUUCUGGGCGUUCAGAUGCUGUGGACGCAUGACUCAGAGGAGGCUUUAAACAACGCGAAGGACGACAGGAAAAUCAUGCAAAUUACCAACCAGAAAUUUCUGGAUAUUCUGAAUACUCUCAUCAGUCAGACGACGCACGACCUGAGCAAGUUUGACAGAGUGAAGUUUGAGACUUUGAUCACCAUCCACGUACACCAGAGAGACAUUUUUGAUGACUUGGUGAAAAUGCACAUCAAGUCAGUCACCGACUUCGAGUGGCUGAAGCAGAGCAGGUUUUAUUUCAAGGAAGACUUGGAACAGACCGUGGUGUCCAUCACAGAUGUGGAUUUCAUCUACCAGAACGAGUUUCUCGGCUGCACGGACCGCCUCGUGAUCACCCCGUUAACAGACAGGUGCUACAUCACGCUGGCUCAGGCGUUGGGAAUGAACAUGGGCGGGGCUCCAGCAGGACCCGCAGGGACAGGCAAAACGGAAACCACCAAAGACAUGGGCAGGUGUCUGGGGAAGUACGUGGUUGUGUUCAACUGCUCGGAUCAGAUGGACUUCCGGGGCCUGGGAAGGAUUUUCAAAGGUCUUGCGCAGUCGGGUUCCUGGGGCUGUUUUGAUGAGUUUAACAGAAUUGAAUUGCCUGUCUUAUCUGUGGCGGCCCAACAAAUUUACAUAGUUUUGACGGCGAGGAAAGAGAGGAAAAAGCAGUUCAUUUUCUCAGAUGGUGAUUGUGUGGAUUUGAAUCCGGAAUUUGGAAUCUUCCUGACAAUGAACCCUGGAUAUGCUGGGCGCCAGGAGCUGCCAGAAAACCUAAAAAUCCAGUUCAGAACAGUUGCAAUGAUGGUUCCCGACAGGCAGAUCAUUAUGCGAGUUAAACUUGCAAGCUGUGGUUUUCUUGAAAACGUUAUCUUGGCGCAGAAGUUUUAUGUUCUCUAUAAACUCUGCGAAGAGCAACUUACUAAGCAGGUCCACUAUGACUUUGGACUGAGAAAUAUCCUGUCUGUGCUGAGGACCCUUGGGUCUCAGAAAAGAGCCCGGCCAGAGGACAGCGAAUUAAGUACGGUCAUGAGAGGACUAAGAGACAUGAACCUUUCCAAAUUGGUUGAUGAAGACGAGCCCCUGUUCCUCAGCUUGAUCAACGACCUGUUUCCGGGGUUACAGCUGGACAGCAGCACCUACGUGGAACUGCAGGCUGCCGUGAGCAACCAGGUCAACCUAGAAGGUCUGAUUAACCACCCGCCCUGGAACCUCAAGUUAGUGCAGGCGUGGCUGAAGAAGCGCACCCCGCAGGAAGCCACUGUGUUCUUGGGCCUGUAUGAUAAGGCGUUUGAAGAUACGUACACGUACAUGAAGCUGAACCUGAGCCCCAAAAUGCAGCUGCUGGAGUGUAAUUACAUCGUGCAGUCACUCACUCUCCUGGAAGGUUUAAUCCCCUCUAAAGAAGAAGGAGGCAUCUCCUCUGUGGAGCAUCUCCAUAAGCUGUUUGUGUUUGGCCUCAUGUGGAGUUUGGGAGCCCUUUUAGAACUGGAGAGCCGAGAAAAACUCGAGGUCUUUCUACGAGGUCACGGAAGCAAGUUAGACCUGCCAGAAAUCCCCAAGGGCACCAAUCAGACCAUGUACGAGUUCUUCGUUACUGAUUAUGGUGACUGGGAACACUGGAACAAGAGACUGCAGCCUUACUUCUACCCAACAGACAGUAUUCCAGAGUAUUCAUCCAUCUUGGUUCCCAACGUUGACAACAUCAGGACCAAUUUUUUGAUAGACACGAUUGCAAAGCAGCAUAAAGCUGUUUUGCUCACGGGAGAGCAGGGGACCGCGAAGACUGUGAUGGUGAAGGCCUAUCUGAAGAAAUAUGACCCCGAAGUACAGCUCUCCAAGAGUCUAAAUUUUUCCUCUGCCACAGAGCCCAUGAUGUUUCAGAGGACAAUCGAAAGCUACGUGGACAAGAGGAUGGGAAGCACCUACGGGCCCCCAGGAGGGAGGAAGAUGACUGUGUUUAUUGACGACAUUAAUAUGCCGGUGAUCAAUGAGUGGGGAGAUCAGAUAACGAACGAGAUCGUGCGGCAGAUGAUGGAAAUGCAGGGCAUGUACAGCUUGGACAAGCCUGGGGAUUUCACCACCAUUGUCGACGUGCAGCUCAUCGCGGCCAUGAUCCACCCCGGAGGGGGGCGGAAUGACAUCCCGCAGCGCCUGAAAAGACAGUUCACCGUCUUUAACUGCACGCUGCCUUCAAAUACUUCUAUAGACAAGAUUUUUGGAGUUAUUGGCUGUGGAUACUUUGAUCCGUGUAGAAAGUUCAAGCCUGAAAUAUGUGAGAUGAUCGGGAACCUCGUCUCAGUGGGCCGAGUGCUGUGGCAGUGGACCAAGGUGAAGAUGCUGCCGACGCCCUCGAAAUUUCAUUACAUCUUUAACCUUCGCGACCUUUCGAGGAUUUGGCAAGGGAUGCUCACCAUAAAAGCCGAAGAGUGUGACUCAGUCCCCACCCUCAUGUCCCUCUUCAAGCACGAGUGUAACAGAGUGAUCGCAGACAGGUUUAUAACCCCUGAAGACGAACAGUGGUUCAAUUCGCAGCUCAUUCGGGCUGUCGAAGAGAACAUCAGCCCUGAGAUUGCGUCAAAUAUUCUCCCCGAACCAUACUUUGUGGAUUUCCUCCGGGACAUGCCCGAACCCACGGGGGACGAACCUGAAGACACCAUGUUUGAAGUGCCCAAAAUCUACGAACUGGUGCCAACCUUCGAAUUUCUGUGUGAGAAACUCCAGUUCUACCAGAGGCAGUUCAACGAGAUCAUCAGAGGCACAUCUCUCGACCUGGUGUUUUUUAAAGAUGCAAUGACUCACCUCAUUAAGGUCCUGUUGACGACUUCCUGGAAGAGGUCCUACAAUGUGAGCAAUCUGAUAGAAGACUUAAAGAACUUGUACAAAGUUGCCGGAGCCGAAGGCAAGGGCAUCACCUUCAUCUUCACGGACAAUGAGAUAAAAGACGAGGCGUUCCUGGAAUACCUUAAUAACUUGCUGUCCUCGGGGGAGAUCUCCAAUCUGUUUGCCCGAGACGAGUUGGAUGAAAUCACCCAAGGCCUGGUGCCGGUGAUGAAGAGGGAGCUGCCGCGCCACCCUCCCACCUUUGACAACCUGUAUGAAUACUUCAUCACCAGGUCCAGGAAGAAUUUGCAUGUUGUUCUCUGCUUUUCCCCGGUUGGCGAGAAGUUCCGGGCCCGGUCCCUCAAGUUCCCUGGCUUGAUUUCUGGCUGCACCAUGGACUGGUUCAGCCGCUGGCCCAAGGAGGCUUUGAUUGCUGUAGCCUCCUACUUCCUUGCCGAUUAUAACAUUGUCUGCUCCAGUGAGAUCAAGAGGCAGGUUGUCGAAACCAUGGGACUCUUUCACGACAUGGUUUCCGAGAGCUGUGAGAAUUACUUCCAAAGAUACCGCCGAAGAGCCCAUGUGACUCCCAAAUCAUACCUCUCAUUUAUAAAUGGUUAUAAAAACAUCUACAAUGAAAAGGUGAAGUUCAUCAAUGAACAAGCAGAGCGGAUGAAUAUCGGUCUCGACAAGCUGAUGGAGGCCAGCGAAUCUGUUGCCAAACUCUCGCAGGAUCUCGCCGUGAAGGAGAAGGAACUGGCCGUGGCGUCCGUGAAAGCAGAUGAAGUGCUGGCGGAAGUCACGGUGAGUGCCCAGGCUUCAGCCAAAGUGAAAAAUGAAGUCCAGGAGGUAAAAGACAAAGCCCAGAAGAUCGUGGAUGAAAUCGACAGUGAGAAGGUGAAAGCGGAGAGCAAACUGGAGGCCGCCAAACCUGCUCUGGAAGAAGCGGAGGCUGCCCUGAAUACCAUCAAACCAAAUGACAUUGCCACGGUCAGGAAGCUCGCCAAACCGCCUCAUCUGAUUAUGAGGAUCAUGGACUGUGUGCUGUUGCUAUUCCAGAAGAAGAUCGACCCUGUUACUAUGGACCCGGAGAAGCCUUGCUGCAAGCCCUCGUGGGGAGAGUCAUUAAAGCUGAUGAGCGCUACGGGAUUCCUGUGGAGCCUGCAGCAGUUCCCCAAGGACACCAUCAACGAAGAGACGGUGGAGCUGCUGCAGCCCUAUUUUAACAUGGAUGAUUACACUUUUGAAAGCGCCAAAAAAGUCUGUGGGAAUGUGGCUGGCUUGCUGUCCUGGACGCUUGCUAUGGCAAUAUUUUAUGGCAUCAACAGGGAGGUGUUGCCUCUGAAGGCAAACCUGGCCAAGCAGGAAGGCCGCCUGGCCGUGGCCAAUGCAGAGUUGGGGAAGGCCCAGGCGCUGCUGGAUGAGAAGCAGGCUGAGCUGGAUAAAGUGCAGGCCAAGUUCGACGCGGCCAUGAAUGAGAAAAUGGAUCUGCUCAAUGAUGCAGACAUGUGUAGGAAGAAGAUGCAGGCAGCCUCCACACUCAUCGAUGGGCUGAGUGGAGAAAAAGUCCGCUGGACCCAGCAAAGCAAAGAGUUCAGAGCGCAGAUUAAUAGACUUGUAGGCGAUGUUCUGCUGUGCACGGGCUUUCUCUCCUACCUCGGCCCUUUCAACCAGAUAUUCAGAAACUAUUUGCUUAAAGACCAGUGGGAGUUAGAGUUGAAAGCGCGGAAGAUCCCUUUCACCGAAAACCUGAAUCUCAUUGCCAUGCUGGUGGACCCUCCGACUAUUGGCGAGUGGGGCCUGCAGGGAUUACCCGGCGAUGACUUGUCGAUUCAGAACGGCAUCAUCGUGACAAAGGCCACCAGAUACCCUCUCCUCAUCGAUCCCCAGACUCAGGGGAAGACAUGGAUUAAAUCAAAGGAAAAAGAAAACGACUUGCAGGUGACGUCUCUGAACCACAAAUAUUUCCGCACACACUUGGAGGACAGCCUCUCCUUGGGUCGCCCCCUUCUCAUUGAGGACAUUCGAGAGGAGCUGGACCCUGCUCUGGAUAAUGUACUCGAAAAGAACUUCAUUAAAUCAGGCACCGCUUUCAAGGUGAAAGUCGGUGACAAGGAAUGUGACAUCAUGGACACGUUUAAACUUUACAUCACCACAAAGUUGCCAAAUCCUGCCUUUACCCCCGAGAUCAACGCCAAGACGUCGGUCAUUGACUUCACUGUCACCAUGAAGGGACUCGAGAACCAGUUACUCAGGAGGGUCAUUCUAACAGAGAAACAGGAGCUGGAGUCGGAGAGGGUGAAGCUUCUCGAGGACGUGACUUUUAACAAGCGGAAGAUGAAGGAGCUUGAGGACAACCUGCUGUAUAAGCUGAGCGCCACGAAAGGUUCCUUGGUGGACGACGAGUCUCUCAUUGGUGUCCUGCGCAUCACCAAGCAGACGGCAGCGGAAGUAAGCGAGAAACUCCACGUGGCCGCCGAAACGGAGAUCAAGAUCAACACAGCUCAGGAGGAGUUCCGGCCUGCGGCCACGCGGGGCAGCAUCCUUUAUUUCCUCAUCACAGAGAUGAGCAUGGUCAACAUCAUGUACCAGACCUCACUGGCUCAGUUCCUCAAGUUGUUCGACCAGUCCAUGGCCAGAUCUGAAAAGUCUCCACUACCUCAAAAAAGAAUUACAAAUAUCAUCGAGUACCUGACAUAUGAGGUUUUUAUAUACUCUGUGAGAGGCCUGUACGAGAACCACAAAUUCCUCUUUGUUCUACUCAUGACCUUAAAGAUUGAUCUUCAGAGAGGGACGGUCAAGCACAAAGAGUUCCAGGCUCUGAUUAAAGGCGGAGCAGCUCUGGACCUGAAGGCGUGUCCCCCCAAACCCUUUCGCUGGAUCCUGGACAUGACGUGGCUGAACCUAGUGGAGCUCAGUAAGCUCCCCCAGUUUGCAGAAAUUAUGAACCAGAUAUCUCGGAAUGAGAAGGGGUGGAAGAGCUGGUUCGAUAAAGACUCCCCGGAGGAGGAGAUCAUCCCUGAUGGAUAUAAUGAUUCCCUGGAUACCUGCCGCAAGCUUUUGCUCAUCAGAUCUUGGUGCCCAGACCGCACCGUUUUUCAAGCAAGAAAAUACAUCGCGGACUCUCUGGAGGAGAAGUACACUGAGCCAGUUAUCCUAAAUCUGGAGAAGACGUGGGAAGAAAGUGAUACACAUACGCCUCUGAUCUGUUUCCUGUCCAUGGGCUCUGACCCCACCAUCCAGAUUGAUGCCCUGGCCAAAAAACUGAAGUUGGAAUGUAGAACUAUCUCAAUGGGACAAGGACAAGAAGUGCAUGCUCGAAAACUGAUUCAGAUGUCCAUGCAACAGGGUGGCUGGGUGUUACUGCAAAACUGUCACCUUGGUCUAGAGUUCAUGGAAGAAUUACUAGAGACGCUGUUGACCACGGAGACCAUGGAGGACUCUUUCCGAGUGUGGAUAACCACGGAGCCCCACGACCGGUUCCCAAUCACAUUACUCCAGACUUCUCUCAAGUUCACAAACGAACCACCCCAAGGUGUGCGGGCAGGCCUGAAAAGGACGUUCGCCGGAAUCAACCAAGACCUCCUGGACAUCAGCAACUUACCCAUGUGGAAGCCCAUGCUCUACACAGUGGCCUUUCUGCACUCCACUGUGCAGGAGCGACGAAAAUUUGGUCCCUUGGGAUGGAAUAUUCCCUAUGAAUUCAAUUCUGCCGACUUCUCGGCCAGUGUUCAGUUCAUUCAAAACCACCUCGAUGAGUGUGAUAUUAAAAAGGGGGUAUCGUGGAGUACAGUCCGGUACAUGAUUGGAGAAGUACAGUAUGGGGGCAGAGUGACUGACGACUUUGACAAACGGCUACUUAACUGCUUUGCCAGAGUCUGGUUCAGUGAGAAGAUGUUUGAGCCCUCAUUCUGUUUUUACACCGGAUAUAAAAUCCCCGUGUGCAAAACCUUGGACCAGUAUUUUGAGUACAUCCAGUCUCUGCCAUCCCUAGAUAACCCAGAGGUCUUUGGGCUCCACCCUAAUGCUGACAUCACGUAUCAGAGUAACACAGCUUCUGCCGUCCUGGAAACCAUCACCAACAUUCAACCCAAGGAGAGCGGUGGCGGCGUGGGCGAGACGCGAGAGGCCAUUGUCUACAGGCUGUCAGAGGACAUGCUGAGCAAGCUGCCACCUGACUAUGUGCCUCACGAGGUGAAAGCUCGCUUGAUAAAGAUGGGACACCUUAAUUCAAUGAACAUAUUCCUUAGACAAGAGAUUGACAGAAUGCAGAAGGUCAUCUCCAUCCUCCGGAGUAGCCUGAGGGACCUGAAGAUGGCGAUUGAAGGGACCAUCAUCAUGAGUGAGAACUUGAGAGAUGCCCUGGACAACAUGUAUGAUGCUCGCAUCCCUCAGCUCUGGAAGAGAGUGUCCUGGGAUUCAUCCACCCUAGGCUUCUGGUUUACUGAGCUUCUGGAGAGGAACGCUCAGUUUUCAACGUGGAUAUUUGAAGGCAGGCCUAACGUGUUCUGGAUGACUGGUUUCUUUAACCCCCAAGGCUUCCUCACAGCAAUGAGGCAAGAAGUGACCCGAGCUCACAAAGGCUGGGCACUGGACACUGUGACCAUCCACAACGAAGUCCUGCGGCAGACCAAAGAGGAGAUCACCUCACCCCCUGUGGAAGGUGUGUAUAUUUAUGGGCUGUAUAUGGAUGGAGCAUCCUGGGACAGGAGGAACGGGAAGCUCACAGAAUCCACCCCAAAGGUUCUCUUCAUGCAAAUUCCUGUCCUGCACAUCUUUGCCAUUAACUCCACGGCCCCUAAGGACCCGAAACUGUACGUGUGUCCGAUCUACAAGAAACCCCGGCGCACCGAUCUCACCUUCAUCACCGUGGUGUACCUGCGCACAGUGCUGUCCCCGGAUCACUGGAUCCUGAGGGGGGUGGCCCUCCUGUGUGACAUCAAGUAA
Molecule: messenger RNA, 13873 nt
Organism: Alexandromys fortis (reed vole)
Lineage: Eukaryota; Metazoa; Chordata; Mammalia; Rodentia; Cricetidae
Gene: Dnah8
Product: dynein axonemal heavy chain 8
Exons: 90
Biological process (GO): microtubule-based movement
Cellular component (GO): axonemal dynein complex
Molecular function (GO): minus-end-directed microtubule motor activity; dynein intermediate chain binding; ATP hydrolysis activity
Source: RefSeq, a predicted model, not a curated record